Messenger RNA from Malassezia globosa CBS 7966, 1287 nucleotides. RefSeq lists its product as uncharacterized. Gene Ontology annotation, molecular function: zinc ion binding; DNA-binding transcription factor activity, RNA polymerase II-specific; RNA polymerase II transcription regulatory region sequence-specific DNA binding. Bases 1 to 1287 code for a protein of 428 amino acids. The record is from RefSeq and is a predicted model, not a curated record. Gene Ontology annotation, cellular component: nucleus. Lineage: Eukaryota; Fungi; Basidiomycota; Malasseziomycetes; Malasseziales; Malasseziaceae. Gene Ontology annotation, biological process: negative regulation of transcription by RNA polymerase II. The transcript has a single exon.
AUGAGUGCUGUCCCAUGCAGUCGACGCAAUGUGAGGUGCGGCGAGCCUUGCCGCGCAUUGCUUGCAUGUGGUCAACACAUAUGUCCAGGCGCAUGUCAUGCCGAAGGCGAGUGUCCGCCGUGCAAUCAGGUGUGUGGACGGCCGCGUCCUGUAUGUGGGCAUCCGUGCGAGCGUCCAUGCCAUGCGCCAGAGCCAUGCAGUGCGGACGAGCCAUGCAAAGCCGUCCUAGCUCGUCGGUGUGCAUGUGGUCAUCGCGAAAAACUCGAUGUGUGCGGUGCAGCACCGGGCAUUGAACGCCCACCUGUGCCGCCACUCGAGUGUGUCCCUGCAUGCAAGGUAGCUCAGCGCAAUGCGCGAUUUGCUCGUGCACUUGGCCUCGAUACUCAGCGCGAGGAGGUAUCCUAUUCUGCCACACUUCUUCAAUACGUCGCGCAGAAUCCACGCGGCUCCCAAGCUGUGCAGGAGGUGCUGAACGAAUUUGUGCAGUCGCCACGAGUGUCUGCGCAGCUUCGCGCAUUGCUGACGUCGUUUGCGGUCCGCCGUGGUUGUGAGCCCAUCAAGGUGGACGCACCAUUGCUCGCGUUCACUGAGGAACUUGCGCAUGCUUAUCACUUGGAAGUUGGUCUAUGCACGCCUCAAGGCUUGAUCCACACGGGUCCAGUGCCGUCUAACGGGCGUGACGUGGAUGUUCGUCUGCGUCGACUGCGUGACACACGCAUUCCCACUGUCCUGUUAACUGAGUUUGCAGCCAGUCAUCCUGCACGCACAUCACUAGAGGCAAGGCGCUUACGAUCGGCGGCGACAGCAGCAAGAGGAAGCGCUACAGCAAUGGGUUCGCCAACGUCUGGAGCGUCUGUGCCACGUGGAAAUGCGUUGUGGAUCACUGCCCCACGGUCCGUCACGGGUGAAGCGGCGCUCGAAAACAUGGAUCAAACUGCAUUGGCCACAGCCUUAGGCGAUGCGUCUCUGGGUGGCCGUCGCUCUUGGAAGAUGGUGUGCUGUAACGAAGGCACUCUUCUCACACACAUUCAGCUGGAGCCACAAAGCCUUGCAGCCAUUGCGAGCCGUCCGAAGCCACCCGGAUCAGAUGCUCUGUCACCCAUUGAGCGUCGGCUUCUGUGGGUCUCUGAGGAUGUCCAGCGGGCAUUGGCCUCGGCAGGUGCGCCCACCGAUGAAGAGGUGCUGUUGUGCUCAUGUACGGAGGGGGGUCAAGUCACACAUGUCUUUCGUGAUGGACGUUGGUCGAGACAAGACGUGGUGAUGAACAAGACGGCCUCUCGCACAUAG